AGACUGGACGUGGAUCUAGCAUUUUUCAUCACAAAUAACAAAACACCAAAAUAAAUGAAAAAAAAAAAAAAAUAUUUACACUUUAUUGUUUUUGUCAACUUGGUUUUGUUGUUGUCAUGAUUUUAGAGUUAAACGUAAAUAUGAUAGACAUCAAGGCUCUUUGAAAAAAAAAUAUAUUUUCAUUUAAAUAUCUAGUCUAGAAUGAUCCUAGUUGAUCAUUGGAAAAAAAUACUUUUAUUUUACCAAGCAAUACUACUUUGCCAGCACGACAAAUUAAUUUGUUAAUUUAAAAAAAGGAAAAAGAAAACCAACAACAAUGGAUAGUUUAUUUACUCAAAAUGUAUCUGAUGAGCCUGAUGAUAUUCCACAAACUCAAGAGCCAGUUUGGAUAUUUGGAAAAAAAUAUAAUGCUAUUAAAGAACUGGACACAAUACGUAGAUUCAUAAGAUCAAAAUUAUGGUUUACAUAUAGAAAAGGAUUUGUACCAAUUGGUGGUUGUAGUUCAGCAUAUACAUCUGAUAAAGGAUGGGGCUGUAUGUUGAGAUGUGGACAAAUGGUUCUUGCCCAAGCUCUUGUAGCUUUACAUUUGGGACAUGAUUGGCAAUGGAAUCCACAAACUAAAGACAGUACAUAUUUAAAAAUUUUAAGUAAAUUUGAGGACAAACGUACUGCUCCAUUUUCAAUUCAUCAAAUUGCACUUAUGGGAGCAUCUGAAGGCAAAGAAGUUGGUCAAUGGUUUGGUCCAAAUACAAUUGCCCAAGUAUUAAAAAAAUUAGUUGCUUACGAUGAAUGGAGCUCUAUAACAAUCCAUGUUGCCUUGGACAAUACACUGAUUGUCAAUGAUGUUUUGAGACAGUGUCGAGUUGAGGGUGCAACAGCUGCUGAAGAAGACAAAACAGAAGAGCCUUUUCGUGCACCAAGUCAAUGGAAACCUUUGUUAUUAUUGAUACCACUUCGUCUUGGUUUGAGUGAUAUUAAUCCUGUUUACAUAAAUGGUCUUAAAACGUCAUUUAAAAUUCCACAAUCACUUGGUGUUAUUGGAGGUAAACCAAAUCUAGCAUUGUAUUUUAUUGGAUGUGUUGAGGAUCAAGUGAUAUUUUUGGAUCCACACACAACUCAAAGAUACGGUUGCGUUGAUCAAAAAAUUGACGAUGAAGAUGUAGAAAUGGAUCAAACAUAUCAUUGUAAAGCUGCUAGUCGUAUUCCAAUAAGUGGAAUUGAUCCAUCAGUUGCUCUUUGUUUUUUUUGUGCAACUGAAAAAGAAUUUAAAUCACUUUGUAAAUCAAUGCAAAGUGAAUUAAUUACACCAGAAAAACAGCCUCUAUUUGAACUAUGUGCAGAACGUCCAGCACACUGGUCACCAGUUGAAGAUAUUGCAACUGAAGCUUUAGGUGUUGCAUCAUCAAAUCUUUUAGAUUUUGAGCCGCUUGAUCGACAGUACGACGACUCUGAUGAAGAAUUUGAACUUCUGGGAUAACAAAGCUUUAUUUCUGAAUAAUUAAUUUAAAAAAAAAAAAAAAUAUAUAUUAUAUAAAAAAUUAUUAACAUUUUUGUAAAUAUUAUCGAGCUCACAUUUUUAAUAUAGUCCAUUGCUGAAAUACAAAUUAAUGUAAAAUUAUUAAUUCCCUUGAUUGUUUGGAAACAUAUAAACAUUUAUUUGAAAUUUUUAAAAAUGAAAUAAUCAAUUUUUAUUUAUGAUUAUAUUAAAAAUAUGUUUAUAAUUACAGAGAUUGUCAAUGUUUUUUAUUAUUGACAAUAAUUAAAACUUGUUGUCAAAAUUGAGUAUUUUAAAAUAUAAAUAAAAAUAAUUUAAACUUUUUUUAUUCUUUAAUAAAACGAGCAAAAAU
Aphidius gifuensis is the source of this 1847-nucleotide messenger RNA. RefSeq names its product cysteine protease ATG4B (gene Atg4a). The record is from RefSeq and is a predicted model, not a curated record. Bases 317 to 1477 code for a protein of 386 amino acids. The transcript has 9 exons. Lineage: Eukaryota; Metazoa; Arthropoda; Insecta; Hymenoptera; Braconidae. Gene Ontology annotation, molecular function: protein-phosphatidylethanolamide deconjugating activity.